This is a messenger RNA of Xyrichtys novacula (pearly razorfish), 13680 nucleotides long. NCBI's taxonomy places the organism in Eukaryota, Metazoa, Chordata, Actinopteri, Labriformes, Labridae. The record is from the annotation of a GenBank genome assembly.
UUUAAAGGAGCAUUGACAAAAAAAAUAAUUUUACUCAUGUUAACAGUAGAUUAGUAAGUAAAUUCAAUUAACAUUCAUAUAAAGUCAUGUUCACUCCGUGUUUUGCAAAGUAUUUCUGUAGUAAUUUCAUCAUCACAUUUAAGAAAAAUCAACAACAACAAAGGAAAAUAUGAUACCAAUAUUGUCCCAUAUCAUAUCUGUUGGGCGAAACUCACAACAGCAGACUCUAUUACACAAUUCAAACUUAAAAUCAAGUAAUUAUAAUAAUAAUAACAAAAGCAGAUAACUGUCACAGUGACCAAUAUCCGUGUUAAUGCACCACAACUCUUUCAUCAAAUUAUGACACCAAACUAAAAGUACCUCAACACCUGGACAAACAAGUCAAAACUAUGGAAGUCAGACGCAGCCUCGCUCUGAACAAACACAAAUGCAGAGAAACACUUGCUUUCUGGUUCUUGGCUGCUUGCGUGGACUUUAGCCUCAGUGCACUCCAUUAGUCAUUAACCUGAAAGCACACACCCACUAAAGUAUCACUUUCCUCAAAACUUUUCCAAACUCCUGGAAGUUUCUCACACAGACAUUAAUCCUCUUUAGAACCAAAUGUUCGAAAGCAAAUGGGUACCAUAGCAACAAGUCAGGAUAUCUUCAUAUAUUUCCUCUGAAUGUUUUUGUCUUUCAUGACUCCCUGAUCUUCCCUCUAACUCUACCCUGAUAACUCCUGAUGAGCAACUCUGAAACCAUGUGUAAUCUAUGUGGAAUGAUCACACCUACUACAUAGUAUCUAAUCCACCUUAUUCGUCACUGGCAAUGAUCUAGAGCGGGACUGAACAUUCCUGAUAAUCCAUUCACCAGCUGAUCACGCCUUGUGUGACACUGUGAGGCUUCAUCCACAUGUUAUUACACUGGCACGGUUCAUUAAACACACUCCAAACCCAUUACAGCACUCCCCCCCUGGCCUCUGCACCUUUUACUUCCUUUCUCAGCUUUCCAAGGUGAGAGACAGAAAGUGGGCCAAGUGACUGAAAGGGAGGGUGAGGUGAGAGAGGGAAGCAGAGUGAAAAGACGUGCUCAGCUUUUCUUCUCUUAUCAGUGGCCUGUGUGAUAAAAUUUCAGCACACAAAGGAGUGACUACAACAGUCUCCAUCAAAAAGAAAACUCUGUCCUGCUCUGACACACACUUUCAUACAUUAUUGAAAGUCAACAAACACAUUUGGAUUUUCUCAACAGAUUUUGGAGGCUGGAUGACGCAGCCCAAAAUCAAGCUGAGCCUUUCUCAGAAGAAUAGAGUAAGAUCUAAGUCAGCAUGGUGAGCUCGGAGUCCUGAAUGUGCUGUGAAAGUUUUCUCUUUUUCUGUGGGACGAGGAUUGGUAAAAAACGAAUGUCACAGCUCGCACUGAGUGAAGCAACAUGACACAAAGGACCUUUGAGGGUAUAUCUGUGUGCUUGUGGUGCAGAAGCAUCAUCAACAGGAGGACCUGCCCAUCAAACGUGCUCAGUUAGGUCGAUUCUUAUCCCACCCUGUGGGAGCCACAGAGGAAGCGCUGUGUCACAAAACAUUUGUGCAGUUGAGCAUAAAGUCUGCAGCUUACUGUCUUCACAGCAAGGUCAAGCAAACAUAAAAAAUACCACAGAUCAGCAUACGAGAAACAAAAACUACAAUGCACAUUGAUUCCAGGCAGUAUGAUUAUCUGAAGCACAGCCAUUUGUGAGGUCUAGGAGAGCCAAGUGUUUAUCAGCAUCUUUUCAUAAUUUCAUUUCUUUUACGUCACGAUGGAAGAAUGCGUACCCGGCUCCCAUAGCAGCAGGGGUGAGGGGGAACCCAUGCUUUUGUCCUACUGAUGUGGGGCGGAAAAUGAGGGCAGCAAUUCUGGGAAUUCUAAAAUCAUCCCAUGCUCUGUCAUUCCCACCCCAACACUAUCUCUCUGCUUAUAACAAGUUUGUUUCAAUUCUUCUACUUGAAGGUUGCUCCCUCAGCUAAUUCAGUUUCUCACACCGCUUCAAAAUAAACAUCAUUUUUCAUGCAGAAAGUUAGAAAGCAAACAAGUUCUUUAUCUAUUUGGCUACAGAGUUCUUGUCAGUCAUUUUGUUAACUUGCUUGUGUUUUUUUUACACAAAGCAAAUAACUUGUGUUAAGUUAUAAGGGGGUAAAUAUUUUUGGGUACAUUCAGAAAUUAAAAGUUGCAGCCUUUACAUAUUACCAGCAGGUUAGGGGCUUCAAACAAAUGCCUUAUACCAAAUUUUUAUUGCUAUAGAAGAAUAAACAUUGAAUAUGUGACUGAAACAACAAUCCCAAUCUGAGUGUCACUGGUGCUUUUUUUUUUUUUUUCCUGUAAUGCUUUCCCGUCUGCAGUUAUGCUGACGGACCUGCAGCCUCUGGCCUUAAAUUGAAUUUUCGCACGGUAAAUUGAAUCCAAGCAGCUACCCUGUUAAGAUCAGAGAUGGGAUGGAAAAUAUAAUUAGGAUAUUAGAGCGGGUGUGCGGGGAAAUGAACGACGGCAAUGGAGUCAUGACAGUACCUCUGCUUACUCAGAGUCAGCGUGGUUUACAUGAUCAGAUCUAAAUUAUACAGUUGACGGGAGCAGCUAAGACAGCUGGUUAGUUGGGCACUUUGAGUACUACUUAUGUGCGAUGUUGCAUGUGCUGCAUUUAGUUAAACCUGCAAUUGUAUUCAUCUUAUGUACUGCAUUUGAAUCAUGACAUACCUUUAGCAUGUGAAAUGCGAAUGGGAGAAAAUGAUGAGGUUAAAAGUUUGAACAGAUACUACUAAGUUAGGAUUUUUUGGCAAACUACUGCUUCAUGGGUCAGUAAACUAAUAAACUUUCAUUCUCAUGCAGAGGCAGCAAAUCCUUAAUUUGGGGAUUGGAUUAUUUCUGCUGGAAGACUGUAGUUCAACCCUUCUUUUCUGUUUCUUAAACCUCCAAAGUCUUUCAUUAGUUUCUCUGUAUUAUCCUUGAAAAUAAAACCUUGAAGGUUUAGGUAACAGCACUAAAAAAAACACAACAGUAGCAAACGCCCCCUGUGCUUUAAAGGACAGGCAGCCUCUUGGUCCUCAGGGUGUUCUCCCUCUCCAUUACAUUCUUCACAUAAAACCAGGCCUCAGUCUCUCUCUCUAAACCUUCCUCCUCUCUUCUUUCACUCUCAAACAAACAGCCAUUUAUCCCUCUUUGUCGACCUACAGAACUUCAUUGGCAUUACAAAGAGAGACUUCAGUGUUACCAAAUAGUGUACAAUUAUUAGAAGCGCAUAAAGACACCCCUCCCUGACUUAUCCCACAUUCCUGACACUUGUUUCCCUCUGUACUUCUCACUUAUACAGGUGGAGAGCGACUCUCUAAGUGCGUAUGUGACUUUAUCAGCAGCAGUGACUGUAAACCUCCCUUUAUCACUCCGCGCAGAGAUAUGAACCCAACCAGUCUGAUUUUUGCUGCAAUGUCCACUCUGCUUCAAAAUGACACAGUGUCAGCAUAUUCAGGGGCUUAAGAGGCCCCUGCUAUGAUUAUUGUGUUAUUGUACUUCUAACCAAACCUCAAAACUGUAAUCUGCACUUCAUUCUUGCUGCAUCACCUCUUUUGCCUGACUGGAACUUCAUGUUGAAGAGAAGCUCUCCAUUGCAAACCUGCUAUUUGAAACAACAUAAAAGGGUUUGCAGAGUAAUUGGGAUAAAUUCAAGAGCUUUAAAAGACUGAAAAAUACUAUUGGGGUGUUAAAAUUUUAUCUGAGGCUAGUUUAAUUUUUUUUAAAGCACCAAGUAGACAUUAAAAUUGUACCUGUAUGGACAGAAACUGCUUUUUAAUGAUAUUUUUUUAUUCAAAAUGAAGCGCUAAAGUCACAAAUUUCACCUGCAGUUACUUAAAAUCUGUCUGGAAGUACAUGUGAGUAAGUGAAAGGCAUCUCCAACAUUUACUUUACACGACAUUUACAGGAAUAUCAAGUUAUCCUGAAGUACACGGUACUGUUUACGUUAGCUGGGAGCACUAUUCCCAUCAAACUCUCGUUAGCUUCAGAGCUAAAUACGCGUUCAUGAACACAUAAGUGACACAAAAGCAGUAGGAAUUAUUGCACAACAAACUUAAGAAAACAAAUCAGCGACUCACUACAUUGGAAAACCUCCCACACAGAGCAUAACUGUCUGACAGGUCGUGUCUGUCAGGUUUUUUAGCUGCCUGGCUACGAGAGGAGGACUAAAAACCAACCGUAAAGUUACCUCUUUAUCUCAAGUUUUCAGCCCGCUCCUCUCUCAAACUUCGCUUCACUUGAGUCCGUGAUAGGUUAAAUAUUUUCACCGACAUCCAUUAAGGUCCAUACAGAGAAAACAAAAGUGGUUUGGAAGGGUAACUCUAUCCAAAUUGACACACCAACAAGUUCAUUAUACGGUGACUGCAACCUGUUACCUUUGUUGGGGAUGUAACCGUCCCGCCCAGCCUCUCUUGAAGGAGCGCUAUGAUUGGACAAGCGAACUGUUAAAGGCGGGACUAUAGAUUCAAGCUACGGUUGCUAUUGGUGGAAUACAUACGUCAUUUGAUUAUUGUGCUGGAACCAGUCUACUGUAUGAUUUCUCGUUUAUAAAAGCAAGCCCCCAUUUUAGCUUAAGUGAAACAAACACCAACAAAAUUAAAAUAUCAUAGUUUAAUUUAGUGCUAUAGAAAAGAGCUCAACUCCCUCCAACAGGACUUUACUAUGUCAUGUUUCUCCAAAUUACCAAUAGAUGGCGCAGCUUUCUUCCAGCUGGUGCUUCAGUAUCACUAUACAGGGGACUUGGAUUAAGGUCCUAUCUUUACUGCCAGUGCGUAGCCUUUAAGAAGCUGCUAUUUAAGUGGACAGCUGAAAUUAAACUUGCAAUUACCUACGAAUCAAUGUCCUUGAGUGUUUUACGCGGACACUUACGCUUUGAAUUGACUUAGUAUAUUAAUAUAUUAAGUAUAUUAAUUCUAUCCAGGUUUUUCAGGGGCAUGUGUUUGUCUGUUAUCCACUGUUUUUACUACCUUACCUGACAUGAGGUGUUCAAAUCUCAACCCUUCUCCUAAGGUAAGAUAAGAAAUUAAAUCCCCAUACAUAAAAAAAACCCCAACAGUCUGCAUAUAUGGAAGUAAAUCUGUGCCAUCUGAUUUUGAAUUUGAAUUUCAAAAGCUGAUUUUUUUCCCCCAUCAAAAUCAGACCUUGAAUUUCAAAACUAUCAAAUUUCAAGCAUGCAUUUUUAUUUCUGACCCCAAUUUUUUUCACAAUGAUGAAAUAAAUUCAGUGUAAAAAAAAAAAAAGUGUCACAAAAUAUCGGUGAAGUGAAAAUUCGACUCAAAAAAUGUGUAAAAAAAUCAACAUAAAAAAAAAAAUUGUGUCAAAGGGACCGACUCAAUAUCUGGGUAACCCUACGCCUAUUUUCUUUACUAGAAAUGUUCGAAUUGAUAUAAAAUGUCCUCUAACAUAGAUUUUUUCCCUUUUUUUUACACUCUAUUUUUCUAUGUUUAUGUUGUUUGUUGAUUUCUUCUUUUUUUUCUCUUUUGAUGUUAUUCAUGCUCAGUCUAAGGCAAAUAUUCUAUAAUUUUCUUUUAUGGUAUACAAGUGCCUUGUUUAUUUGUUUAUAAUUCAAUAAAAAAAUAAAAAACACAUGAGUAACCAGGGAAAAGCAAUCGAUUCCUCAAUCUUCCUCUGGGGUCAGUGCCACAUGACCAAUCUAGCAUUAUUUGACUGGCUGGACGAUGGAUGAUUGAGCCAGGAAUCGACUGCUCUCCCUGGUUACCUGGAUGGUUAGUCACUCUGUUUUACACUGAUUUUUUUGACACGUGUUACACAUUUUUUUAAGUUGAACUUUUACUAAACAAAUAUUUUGAGAGACUGAUUUUUUACACUAAAUUUAUUUUAUCAUUGUGAAAAAAAAGUUUGAUAGUUUUGAAAUUCAAAGUCUGAUUUUGAUGCAAAAAAUAAGCAGCUUUAUAAAUUCAAAAUCAGUUGGCACAGAUUUACUUCCAUAUGCAUACCCAGUUAUGUAUUAUCACCUUUUUUUUGUUACUGUAAAACUCCCACCCCGUCCCAUUCGGCCCCUCCCCAAACUCCAGUGACUUCCCACAAUCUCCACACACAACUUUCCUCUUCAUCUCAUCUCUUCAUCUGGUCGCCAGACUGGACGCAUCAUCUUACGCUCCGGGAAUGGGAACUAAACUUGGUUCAAAGAAAAACUUCGAGUUCUAUCGAGUUUACGCUCUUCAGAAGCUACUUUUCAAACUACAGGGGUAGUUGUAACUGCAGGUGCACUGUAACAACCAAUGACUUAUCAGACGCACAAGGUGUUGUCCGAGAGAUCCAGACGCUAGAAUUCAGUGUAGAUCAAUCUGGACUUACUUAGAAGGAUAGAAGUGUGCUCCAGACUACAGUCACUGCAACCGAGGCGUGCGUAAAAUCUCUGUGCGUAAAGUUGGAGCUGUUGCGCGCGGCUCAAAGUAAGUUUGAGUGAGGGAACUUGUGCGAGAAAGUUUAGAAAGCAAAAAGAUUUUUCAACUUUAAAAACUGUGAAAGUGUUGAGUACCUUGGCAGUCAUGGCAAAAUGGUUCAGAGAUUUCCCCAUCAACCUGAAGAACGGAAACGAGAGGGUCCGCUCGGCUUCUGAAUCCGGUCCACAAACUCGACCCAAACCCUCGUUUUCUCGUGACAGCCUGAAAGGAAAUCAGCGCAAAGAUGGAGGGGUAGGGGGUUUAUUGGCAGGGAGAAAUAGGAAGAAUUCGGCGACAGAGUUGGGUCGUCACAAUGCUGGUCCUACUGGGACAGUCUGGGAGACUCUCACUAAUGGAAAAAGUCGUAAGAACCCCAAGGUCGAGAGUGGGGCAUCAGAUGAGAACCGCCAGAUCAAGACUUCUAGUUUGGCGCACGCGUAUAUCAGCAGGAUGAUCAAAGUGGAUAAACAAGACAAAACCCAGAAACUCAACGGGAUCAGUGAGCAGAAGCUUCCAGAGAACGAGAAGGGGAGGCCUGAAAUCAAAACAACGGUGAGUGACUUUAACAGAGUUUCAUAUUUCAUCUCUUAUUUAUAGAUGGAAUCAGGAAAAGCAUUUUUGAGCAUGCAGGUAAAAAAGUCAAUAGGAUUGUUCAGAGUAAAACCAAAUUUCAUUGUGGGCUUGAGGUCAGGGAUUUUUCUUUUUGUUUCCCACCUAAGCUCAUAACCAUGUAUUCAGUUUCAAACGCUCUCAAAGAAUACAAUGCAGCUUCACUUCAUUGUGUCAGAUCAAACAGGCAAACACAAUGAACUGACCUCUUUGCAUGAGCAUCAUUUCUUGGCUUCCUUUAGUCGUCGCUCAUCCUUGAACAACCUCACUUGCCCACCCCCAACACAUAAUGUAUUAGAUCCCAAUCCCCAAGGCCUCCCUGUUGUCUACAGGUAAAUGUAACUUCUGUGUGGGAAUUGAGCAGGCAUUGUGUUUCUUUUUUUCUGACGGGGCUUUCCCCCUUUACAGCUGAUCAUCCUGGAGGACUAUGCUGAUCCUUUUGAUGCAGAGAAAACCAAGGAGCAAAGAGAGGCUGAGAGAGCAGGCGUGAAUGAUGGGUACAUGGAGCCUUAUGAUGCACAGGUCAUCAUCACAGGUGAGCUCAGGGUCAUGAUCUAUAUCCAGUUUAUGGCAGUGAUGUUGAAGGGGUGGCAUCUUGACCACACAUUUUAGACCACUGAUGAGACUUUGAGUGACCCAGCAGGAGUUAUUUUUAUCAUCACACCACGGUUAUUUGGAAGUACUUUAAACUGUCAGCCAACCCCAGUGCUGCAUUUGUUUUAGAUAAUCUCUUAAAUGCACACAAAGUGGUUUGUAAAGUAAAAUACAAUUAACUUAUUCUUCUGCACUCAAAUUAAGGUUACUGCAUACCUACAAUCCUGCCAAAGGGCAGUUUCCAAUAGUCACCGAGCCAAAAUAGACCCUCAGCCUCUCCGCUGACUUCCCUCCUUGCUGGCGGUUGCCAUAGGAACACUACUGAACAGGGACAAUGGGUGCAGCUUCCUCUUCCAGCUUCCUGUCUCCUGCCUCUGUUUCCUUCGCCCCAUUCUCUUUAAAGGGAAGUUGGUCCCAGUGCCCCCCCUCUCAUUGCGCAUAGACACACACAUACAUAAAGUACCUUUUGGUUCCUUACGUGUGAAAAGAAUCGAAAGACCCCUCACCCCUCCCUAAGGCCUGCAGGGGCCCCCCUUGGUCUCAUCCAAUCAUUUCCCAGCAGCCAGGAAGUGGCCUGGUCAGGCAGCCAAUCAGCGGCUAUGUUGACCUUUUCUUCCUGUAGCUCCAUUGUUUGGUCACACAAUAGUGCAGACACAGAGACUACCUGUCAGACAGCAAAGAAACACAGCAAGAGAAAUUUCCCCAAAAUUAACAACGUGUCAGAACAAAUGCAGUUUAAAGACAUCAGCAUAAUGGACAGAUCCUUAUUAUGGUCCAGUCAAGUAUUAGGCAACACGCUUUAGGAUCUGAUAAACUCAUAGAAAAUAAAACAAAUUAACCUUCUUCUACCACAAACUGUCCAAAGAAUGUUUGAGGUGGAACUUAAGUCAUUUGAGAGGAAAACAGACACUGGACAGUAGUCAUAUUUGAAUACUGAAGCCUAUAUUGAAGCAAUAUCUUCUCUGUUCAGUGACAGGGACAGACUUUAUCAGAGGAAACUUGGACACUGACUUCUGUAGGGGUGUCCAGGCAUAGUAAACAUCAUGGGUCUAAGCCCAAACCUAGAAGAGUUAUUUCCACCAAUCACAUCAUCACAACACAAAAAGCUAAUUUCAGUGCAAGUAUCUCUGAAACCACAAACAGCAAGUCAUGGUUUAAGAUUUCAGCGUGGUCACUGGGGUGGACAGUGAGUUUAUUUUCAAACUGAGCUCUUAAAUGUGACUCAAUUUAAGAAAUUCCUCUCUAGAGAAUCAGACAACACUCUAUUUCUAAAUGGUAAAAAUAGUCAAAAUUAAUUCUUCAAAUUAUUUUGUCAGUAGUUAUGAAGUUGCACUCAGUCUAAGGAGAUAAAACAGUCUAUCAUGAAACUGCUCUAACCUGAGCUCUGUUCUUUUUGAAUUAAUACUAUUUCAAAGUAGUGCCAAAACUUUGUUGUCCUUUUGAUGCUGUUGGACUGUAUAACUAUAAAAAAUUCAAGAUAUUUGGUUCUCCCAUCAUUUGCACAAGUCAGCAUUCAGCUAACCUUUCUGUGACUUAUAAUUUGUGGGAGUUGACUAUCGUAUUGUUGAUCAGUAUGGCUCUCAACAUACUGUUUUAAAAAAUGUCUGUAUUUCUUUGCAGCUGAACAGAAGAGACCAUUCUGUUUUGGUCACCUUAGCUGAGAGUGUCACUUAGUGAGAGUUCUUUGAAAGUGUUCAUUUAAACACAAGAAGAGACACAGUAUGUGCUGAGGAAGAAGCUCAUUGACUGAAAUAUGCAAACACACACACACACUAACAAACCAACAGGACAGUCACCUGCUUCAUUUGAACACCUCCUCAGAAUUUUUUGAAGCCAAAUCCACUUUUUCACAGAAAUUUUUAGUGAAAGAAUAAAAUAGAAGGGCAACAGUGGAGACUUUCUAAGAAGAAUAUACAAUAGUUGUAUGACUCCUUUCACCCUUAAAAUGCUCUGUCUAAUUUUUCAAAUGAAUUUUAUAUUGCAGAGGUCCGUAGACGAGGCUCCAAAGACCUCCUAAAAGUGUGUGUCCUGCUGGACCGAGGCCAAAGAGAGGGGAAGGAAGAGGAGAAAAAAAACACACACCCAAAUAUAUAUGACACACCCUAUGAGGGUGGGCUGGAAGGCGACAGUGAGGGGGUGUGGAUCCCUGUCACACGGCCUGAGUCUGACGUCCGUCCCGCUGGAGAAUAUGAACUGCCCUGGGAGUGGAGAAAGGAGGACAUUGUGAGAGCGCUGUCAGGUACAGAAAGGGAGAGAAGGAUGACGGGAAGGGUGGAAAAGGAGGGGGUUUAGGGUGUGGGGGAAGGAUGCGACAAGUAUUAUUUGUAUGGCCAUGCCGCAACAAUUUAGUGUUUGCUUUAGAGGGGAAAUUAAACAAUCCUGAUGAUUCGAUUUCUAGACGUGUGUUUACUUUGGUAGCUUUUGAUAUCAUCUGUCCUCUUCUCUUCAGCUCAAUUCGAGACAGCGGAUUGUUUCCCCAGUAAGGAGAACAGUUCGACCUCCCUGCGCCAGCAGCAGCAGCAGCAGCAGCAGCAGCAGCAGCAGCUUCAGCAGCAGCAGCAGACACAGCAGCAACAAACCCUGAGGCAGAAGAACUGGAACAAUAAAACUCUUGUACCGUCUUCUCCGUCCUCCUCUUCCUCCUCUUUUCCCUCCUCUCCAAUUCUCAAACUCUCCCCUCUCACACCUCCAUCCCCCUCUUUCCCCACUCUUAAGCUCUCCCCUUCUUCUAGUCCCAACAACAAACUCUCUCCCCCAUCUCCUACCUCCCCGAACACACCGCUGGAUGGGGAAGCAGCUAAAGUGGAGCCUAACCUGCCACUGGAGAAGCAGAGGUAAGAACAGAAAAGACAUACUCAUCGGUAGUAAGAUAGAGGGAAAUAUACCAGAUGAUGUCGGAAAAAUAAGACCACAUCUCACAUCUCCUGAACAGGACGUUACUGGGCUGAUGUGCAAAAAUAAAAAUCAAGAUAUUCCCAGAUUUAUUCCAUUAUACAGCACAUACUGUACGAUAACACCUCCCUUGAAAUAAGUUUAUAGACAAGUCUGUUACAGACUGGAAAAAACAUGUGUAAGAGCAUAACCAAGAAGCCAAACACACACACAUACAUACAGAAAGUUAUGUUCAGGACCAUUUAAGAGCCCAGCUGCACAAAAGAUCUCAAACAAUGAGAAAAUACAACCAACAUUUAAACCCAAGCAAAAAAAGUAUAUUUUAAAAUUUACCUGAAAAACUUAGCAAUGUACCAGACACAAUCUUAAUCAAUUGAUAACUUUACGUAGCCUUGUUUGCACCUUCUUCUUUCAACAAAGGAUUACUUUUUUUUUUUUUCUUUUGGCCUGUCUGGAAGAACAGCACCCUCCUCAGUCCUGGCUGAAAAUCAAUCUUGACUCACUAGAAGUUGUAAAGCAAUCAGGUAGAUUUCCUCUAACAUCACAUAUAGUGCCCAAAACGGUUUCAGAGACUGCCAAACUUCUUGGCCAAAAUCUCACAUUUAUUUUGCACUUGGCUCUUGAGGGAGACUUGUCAGUAAAUUUUGGCGUUUAUCACCGAGCUCAUUAGCCAGAUGCAGCGUUCAAGGACACCCUCAAGUUCAGGCAAACACUGGAGAUGUGAGUUGAGGUUUGAAUAGACAGAGGAGACUUGUUUUAACAGUACAGCUUGUUUCCUUAUCUCAUUAAGCACAGCCUUUCUCUCUAGAUGGAACAUGUGUAGAACGUACUCAGAGUGGAUGAACAUUCGCUCCUUUUAUGUUAAGGCCGAAUGUAAGUGUUCUACAUGUGAGAUUAGCAGCCAGGCUACAGCUCUGACCCGUAGCCUAACUGCUAAUGGACCUUGACAUUCUAUGCAGCGACGCACAUCUAGCUCACUGGUCUCUUUGAUUUAUGUCUUUGCCCUCCCAAGUUCACCUUUGACACUGUUAACUCACUCACUCCCAAACAUAAAUCUGUCUGGUUUAAAGAGACCGUAAACCUUUCAUGCUGUUGGAGCAUUUGGCCUCUGUUGUUUUCUUCCUCUUACCAUCAUCACCUAUCAUCGACUUGACGUCUGACUUCUCUCCAUAUGUCACUGUGACUAUAUGUCAGUGAUCUUUCUCUCUCUCUCUCUCUCUCUCUGGCUCCCUCCCCCUCCUCCCCCAAUCCCUCUCCUCUCCAAGCUGGUACCACGGCAGUGUGAGUCGGCAGCAGGCUGAGGCUCAGCUGCAGCGCUGCAGGGAGGCCAGCUUCCUGGUGAGAGACAGCGAAUCAGGAACCAGCAAGUACUCCAUCGCUCUGAAGUGAGUGUGUGGAUAUGUUUGUGUGUUUCCUUUGAGGGUGCGUUUCUGUAAACAUGAGACAUGCACACUAUAUAAUGCAACAUGUACAUAUGCAUAUAUGGAUCUAUUUUUGUCCUCUUUUGUUUUGCUGCGUGCAUCACAGUCUCUCUCACUCUUUCUUCGGCUGAGUUAUCACCGCCUUAAAAUCAAACAUUUUCCACUGAUUUUAAUUCUGUCUUUUUGUAAUUACUUGGUGUUAUUUGAUGUUCUUAUCUUGUGUUUUUACUGUGUAUUUUAUAGACUAAAUAUAUAUUAGUUUUAGCUCCUUGUGACUUAACUUUAAAUAGUGACUCCGCUCAUUUCCAGCUACAUUUAAGGUAUAAUUUAACUUUAGUCAUUGUGGUGUCAGCCUCUGAGGCGCUAAUGCAUGAUAAUGUGUGUCAUCAGUGAGGCAGACAGUAGUGAUGAGAGUGCCAAGAGCAGGUUCUCAAGGAAAGGCUGUCACUCUGUGUGCUAUUUUCUAUGUGAACAUGUGCCUGAAUGCACAUUUGUGGUACAUUGCUUAUUCAUUUGCGAGUUCACAUCAUUAACCUCAUUUACGCCUUCACUGAGCUCGGAAAACGCGCAGCCUUAUUUGACGAGUGAACACGUAGUUCUUGUGCGUUUUAUUAGCUAUGGCUGUUACUUUGGUAGAGUGCUUUUAACCUGUGAGACUUACUAUCUGUUUUCACUCUGUUUUGUCCCAUUAGGACCAGUCAAAGUUGUGUGCAUAUCAUUGUAGCGCAGACCAAGAGUGUGAAGGGCUUGGGAUUCACCCUGGAUCAGAGCAGCUGUGUGUUCUCCAGUAUCCCGGAGCUGGUCCAUUACUACUGCACACACAGGCUGCCUUUUACUGGAGCAGAGCACAUGACGCUGCAGCAUCCUGUGUCCCGGCCACACUGAAGAUGUGAACGGGGGACAUACAACCAAUGCACAGAGACAUAUAUUACAUAGUAAAGCACAAAUGCACAUAGAAAAUGCAUCAACUCUUUAAUACAUGUGUAAGAAAGGCACUCACAGAUAUGCUGCUUUGGGAUGAUCCUGCGUACGUCUGGAGCUCUUUCAUGCGCAACCUGGUGGCCAAAGUCAUUCAUCACAAGAACUACUCAUCACAUUGUCUCAUCCGUCGCCCUCACAGAUCAUAUCAGCACCCAACUAAACUCAUUUCUCUGAUACCUGAACACACAAAGCACUACACUUACUAUAACCAAUCACAUAUUCGUAACAAAUGAGACAGGCUGGCACCAUGCCACAGAGUUAGGCCUAGUCUCUGAGAUCAAUACACCUGAUUGGAGUAUAUAUGUUCAUCCAUCUGACAUGUCAAUCAGCAUAUUGAUCCAUCCUGAAAAUCAGGCUCAUUUGCCAACCACUGGGCCUAACAAAGGAGAGAGCUUCAUUGAUUAGGUGAUUAGAACUCGUGGAGUGGGAGGGGUCCUGUCAUAGUAGAGUACACCAUCAGCAAAAAAUGCAUGAGUCAGCGGACGUUCAUAAAGUAAAUAUUUAAAUAUGUAUGCCCAUGCACAUACCUUCAUGAGAAUUUGUUCUGAUUAAAAAGCUAUCGUAUUUCAUGUCAAGAGAAGUGGCCUGUUUAACCUUUGUAUGUACCUUUGCAUAAGUGAUUAAUGUAUGAAGUUAUGGAUAUUGUCAACUACACAGUGGUGUGGGCUGUUACUGCUGUAAGACUUUUAUUCAGUAAAUACAGUGUUUAUGAACUGUAGACAAAAUGUGUUAUCAUUAAAACUGCCUGGAACAAAAGUGAAA